Cooperia oncophora is the source of this 2070-nucleotide messenger RNA. The record is from the annotation of a GenBank genome assembly. NCBI's taxonomy places the organism in Eukaryota, Metazoa, Nematoda, Chromadorea, Rhabditida, Trichostrongylidae.
AUGCGAUUUGUUUUCUGUGCUGUUGCUAUAUGUCAUAUUCUACGGGAUUUUUCCUUUAUUGAUUUUGGUUCGAUGAGAAAUUUUAUACGAAAUAGUCUCAAUUAUGACGGUGGAAUUGGACAAGGUCCAGGAGAUGAAAGUCAUGGUGGUUCAACGUUCUGUGCGAUUGCAUCACUUUCGCUGGCAAACUGCCUGUGGGAUGGUUCAGUAUUGUCAAGGCGAGAAAUUGACAGGCUUGUGAAAUGGGCGCUAUGGAAGCAGGAUGAAGGUUUCCAUGGAAGGGCUCAUAAACCAGACGACAGUUGUUAUGCAUUUUGGAUAGGAGCCACUUUAGAGAUUUUGAAUGCGAAUCAUCUAAUGGACAAAGACAAGCUGCGAUCGUUUCUUUUAAUCGCACAACAUCAAUACAUGGGCGGGUUUUGCAAGAUUCCAGAAGCCUCAGGAUUCCCUGAUCUACUACACACUUACUUCUCAAUAGCGGCAUUUUCCCUUUUACGAGAACCGGGUCUGGCACCGAUUAACGCAUCGUUGAAUGUUUCAAGACAUUUUUUUUUAUUAUUUUCAUUUUUUCCCCAGCAGUACUGGAUGAUACUUCUUCCUCCAGCCGAUCUCGAUCAAGAUGAGGCCAUUUUUCGUAUUCUCGCACAUCUGCGGACGUUUCAGCAGACAGCUGAUUCGCUUUUCGAUCGUAUUUCCUCACGGACGGAGGAGUUAAAUGCCACCUACAGAAGUCUGGAUACACGAUUGAAGCGCGUGCAACGGAAGGUCUCACACCUACGUCAAAUGAACACAUCGGGUGUACUUACGUGCCUUUCACAAUUUCCCACCUGUGAGUAUAGCCCUGCUCGAGAUCUGACUCCCGACACAGAUAAACCAGCAAAUGUUGUAUUCAAGCCAAAACAUCAACCACAGCGUGUCGUAGACAUGCGUCGGGAGUUGGACGAGCGAAAACGGUUCUACCUACCAAGCCAUUUGAUGAACAAAAAUCCGCAAGAACCUCGAAAGGAGAGACAGUUACCAUCAAAGAUAAUGUCCUUCGCCGAUAUGUUCUACUGUGACACCGAUGAACUGGCAUACGGAAAAAGGUCAUCAAAACGUAUUGGCUUUGUCAGUCAUGGAAAAAGUGAUACUACUUCGAGUGUCGAUGUCAACGUGGUCGAAGCUUCUGCGAUAGGUGGAGGUCGUACCCAGGAGAGAGACCCCUUGGAUUAUGUCCCCGAACUGGGCCCUAUCGAGGAUCUCGACCUUCCCGAUAUUUUGCCAGAUUUGCCAGGUAUUGCUGAAGAUCUGACACUCCUGGACUAUGGAAUUGUGCCACCCAUGUUCCCUGACAUUCCAGUUCUCAAUGAAGAGGUGCAGGCAGCUCCCGAGAUGGUUAUCGCAGCAAACACUGAAAUGCGCCAUUCAAGUAACGACUCGCCACAGUUGACGCUCUCUGCCGCAGAAAAGGAAGCUGCCACAGAUGGAUUGCCUGCAAUUGGUGAGGUGAAAGCAGCCACGAUCCCUUCACCUCCUCCGGCAGUACCUCCACCUCCACCACCUCCUCCACCGGCUAGUCUCGUGGUGAACACGGCUUCACCCUCGCCACCGGGCUUGCCAUCUGCUCCGCUCAGUAAUGACAGAUCGGAUCUGAUGGCCGCUAUCCGUGCUGCUGGAGGUGCAGGAAAAGCGAAACUGAAAAAAGUAAAUUCAUCACGGCGUGCUGCCAAGGAGAGCGAAUCACUUAGCUCAUCCGCUUUGGGGGAGAAUAAAUCGUCCGCUGGUGGCGAUCUUAUGGCUUCAUUAGCAAAGGCUCUAGAGGCUAGGAGAAAAGGAAUUUAUGGUUUCGCGCUAUAUAUAUCGUCUUACUGCUUGUUGAUCUUAUAUUUACUGUGGGCUAUCGUUCCUACACCGAUUUUGAAUCGUCUAGGUAUAACCUACGUCCCAGCUAAGUACUGGGUGAUCGCAAUUCCAUCGUUGAUUGUUCUAUCGAUAACUACUUUUGUGGUUGUUGUACUAAUUGUGAAUAUCUAUAGAUUUCGAGGAUAUCGUAUAUUUGAAGAGGUUGAGGUCAGGUUAAUGUUUGUUUAG